CCCCUAUGGUGCCCGCAACAGCAGUCCUCAUCUCGCUAAGUUUUAGUGCAUAUUCGCCGAAUAUUUGUACAGGGGUAUCGAAUAUAUCGCCGCCCACCCUGGCCACGAGCAAAUUCAAUUUGCCAUUCCCCUCUUGGCAUGCUAGGAACGUAUACUCGCCUUCGGCCGAGCCAUUCCGCAGAGGCGUCACGGGGUUGCGCGCGGUGCCGAGGCCCGGGGAGGGCUCGGCCGGCUCGACAGCGUGCGCGCCCUUGGCAUCGACUAGUUGGAAGCUGAACUGCGUGCCGUACUUGCCUUCUCACGAGGACGCCUUAAAGGCCGUUAGGUUUGAGCUGAGAUGAGGCUAGCACGGCGAAAUUGGCGAGGUGGGUGUCGAGGGCGCUGGCUAGUGCGAGGGCUUUGUCGAGGGCAGAUACGGUAGGGGCGCCGCCUUUUUUAGGUCCCCUAGAUGGCGGUGAGACUGGUGUUGAUGUCGAUGCCGUUAUCACCCUGCCGGGUGAUUGUUCCCAGCGUGCCGCUACCGGGACUGGCCGGCGCAGAUGGCUGGAGCGGGAGGUCGAGAGUCUUGGGCACACCUGUUGAGCUCGUUAGACUAGACUAGAAAUGGCAGCAAUUUUUGGGGGAGGUACGAGGAGUCCAAGGACUAACUUGAAGGAGUAAAGGACGAGACCGCUUCGACCCUGGCCUAGAUGGCGUCGCGUACCCAGAAGAUAGUAGUGCCGGUUUGGAAGCCAGACUUGGCUAAGCGGCUUGGUGUCGGAGGGAGCCGCAUCUAAGCCAC
Lasiosphaeria miniovina is the source of this 781-nucleotide messenger RNA. RefSeq lists its product as uncharacterized. The coding region runs from base 6 to 341 and encodes 111 amino acids. Lineage: Eukaryota; Fungi; Ascomycota; Sordariomycetes; Sordariales; Lasiosphaeriaceae. The transcript has a single exon. The record is from RefSeq and is a predicted model, not a curated record.